Messenger RNA from Lynx canadensis (Canada lynx), 1651 nucleotides. RefSeq names its product procollagen C-endopeptidase enhancer (gene PCOLCE). Bases 191 to 1579 code for a protein of 462 amino acids. The record is from RefSeq and is a predicted model, not a curated record. Gene Ontology annotation, molecular function: protein binding. Lineage: Eukaryota; Metazoa; Chordata; Mammalia; Carnivora; Felidae. The transcript is spliced from 9 exons.
GGACUCACCACUGUCCCAACUGCACUCUCCCUGUCCCGCCUUCCCCACCGCCCGCCCCGCUGGCCAGUCCCCACGCCCACACACCCGAGGCUGCCUCAUCUGGCACUGAUUAUCCCUGCUGCUGCUGCUGCCGCUGCUAAACUCAGCUGCUGCCUCGGUCUCGAGGACCCCAGCGCCUCUCCCCCCGGCCAUGCUGCCUGCUGCCACUGCCUCCCUCUUGGGGCCCCUCCUCACUGCCUGGGCCCUGCUGCCUUUCGCCCAGGGCCAGACCCCCAACUACACCAGACCUGUGUUCCUGUGCGGAGGGGAUGUGACUGGGGAGUCUGGUUACGUGGCAAGUGAGGGUUUCCCCAACCUCUACCCCCCUAAUAAGGAAUGCAUCUGGACAAUAACGGUCCCUGAGGGCCAGACUGUGUCCCUUUCCUUCCGAGUCUUCGACUUCGAGCUGCACCCUGCCUGCCGUUACGAUGCUCUGGAAGUCUUUGCCGGGUCUGGAACCUCCGGCCAGCGGCUUGGACGUUUCUGUGGGACCUUCCGGCCAGCGCCCUUAGUCGCCCCCGGCAACCAGGUGACCCUGAGGAUGACUGCGGACGAGGGCACAGGAGGACGAGGCUUCCUGCUCUGGUACAGCGGGCGGGCCACCUCGGGCACUGAGCACCAAUUUUGCGGGGGGCGGCUGGAGAAGGCCCAGGGAACCCUGACCACGCCCAACUGGCCCGAGUCUGAUUAUCCCCCGGGCAUCAGCUGUUCCUGGCACAUCAUCGCUCCCCCGGACCAGGUGAUCUCGCUGACCUUCGGGAAGUUUGACCUGGAGCCCGACACCUACUGCCGCUACGACUCGGUCAGUGUGUUCAACGGAGCCGUGAGCGACGACGCCAAGAGGCUGGGGAAGUUCUGCGGCGACACCGCCCCAGGUCCCAUCUCCUCGGAAGGAAACGAGCUCCUCGUCCAGUUCGUCUCUGACCUCAGUGUCACGGCCGAUGGCUUCUCCGCCUCCUACAAGACCCUGCCGCGGGGUGCCGCCAAAGAAGAGCAGGCCCAGAGCGCCGGGGAGGAUGCCCGGUCGGGUACCCCGAUCCUCAGCCCGGGCCCCAAGCCCGGACUCCCAUCUGAGGAGAAACCAAAAGCCUCAUCUGAGGCCCAGGCAACUCCGGGGGGCCCCGAUGUGCCCAGUGUCCCCUGCCCAAAGCAGUGCCGCCGGACAGGUACCUUGCAGAGCAACUUCUGUACCAGCAACCUGGUGGUGACCGCAACAGUGAAGUCCAUGGUUCGGGGCCCAGGGGAGGGCCUCACUGUCACUGUCAGUCUCAUUGGUGCUUACAAAACCGGUGGCCUGGACCUGCCUUCUCCACUCACUGACACUCCCCUGAAGUUUUAUGUGCCCUGCAAGCAGUGCCCCCCCAUGAAGAAAGGAGUCAGUUAUCUGAUGAUGGGCCAGGUGGAAGAGAACAGAGGUCCUACCCUUCCUCCAGAGAGCUUCGUAGUUCUCUACCGGUCCAACCAGGACCAGAUCCUCACCAACCUCAGCAAGAGGAAGUGCCCCUCCCAACCUGUCCGGGCUGCUGGGUCCCAGGCCUGAAACCCAGGCCAGCUUCCCAGCCCCUAGCCCUAGGGACUCCUUUCUUAUCCAAAUAAAUGUUUCUUGACUGAG